Molecule: messenger RNA, 2662 nt
Organism: Panicum virgatum (switchgrass)
Lineage: Eukaryota; Viridiplantae; Streptophyta; Magnoliopsida; Poales; Poaceae
Product: F-box protein CPR1-like
Exons: 1
Coding region: 348-1268 (306 amino acids)
Molecular function (GO): protein binding
Source: RefSeq, a predicted model, not a curated record
ACAAGGCUGCUGCAGGGAGCGGGCAAUGGUUUUGCUGGGGAGGAAGGAACCGUGGAAGAAGAUAAGGCUGUGGGGGGCAUAAUUGUCAUUUUUUGUUAGCUCUGCAAUUAAAUUGAUUACAAUACUGGUGGCAGUGUCUUUCCGCAAACGGAUGAGAUUUAACGGUGUCUUCCAACAUACAUGUAAUUUUUUAGUGGUCUGGGGCAAACUGCACCUUUUAACAGUGUCUCAGGACAAAUUUUGCCUUAUUUCUCCCCUUCCUCACCGCGUUAGAUCCGAUCCAGGCCUCACCGAGCCGUACGCCUGCUUCCGCAGCUAGACAUCCCAGCACCUUCCAGGCUUCGUCGAUGGCUGCACUGCGGCCGACCUCCCCUCCGGCCAGCCGCGCCAGGCGGGCGCCGGCCGAGUCGUCCAGCUCCGGUGUGCUGCCCCGGGACGUGCUGUUCGACGUCUUCCUGCGGCUUCCGGCCAAGGAGCUCUGCCGUCUCCGCGCCGUCUGCCGCUCCUGGCGCUGCCUCACCACCGAUCCACUCUUCAUCACGGCGCACGCGGCCCACCAUCCAGGUCCGCUCUUCUUGGCCAAAUUACGGGAUGACAGGGCGCACAUCCGUAUCGUGGAUCUGUCCGGCAACGUGGUUAAGCGGAUCCCCGUCCCAGAGGGUUGCCACUACCACCACCUGCUCUGCACACGCCUGAACCUUGCUUGCCUGGCCACUGACUGGAACAGAUGCCGUGUGAUCAAUCCCGCUACUGGAGCUGUUCAUGCCCUCCCUGAGAAUCCGGCAGUGGAGCAUUUGGGCCGUGUGAACCUGCGUGAACCUUACACCUUCUUUGCACUUGGGCGGCUUGCCUCCUCAGGAGAGUACAAGGUGCUCCGGACAUUUAAUCAGCUUGGCUUUGCUAAUGGUGGCCACCAGCUCUUUGAGGUGUUUACCAUCAAUGGUGGUACUGGUCAUGCACGGUGGCGAGGAAUGCAGAGCCCUGGUCUCUUUAUUAGGACGCACAGUGGCGUCGUAGUUGAUGAGGUGGUGUAUUUCUUGACGAAUGGUGCCAAUACUGGGAUUCGUCCAGACUAUAUUGUUUCAUUCGACCUUGGGAUGGAGGAGUGGAGAGAUCUCUGGGGUCCGCUAAGUAGCAAUCCUCCCUCUGGGAGGGUGUUUCGUCACCGAAAUAUCUGGGGCCAGCUUACUUUAGCAGAGUUGAAAGGCUCUCUACUUCUAGCACACCAAUGUGACAUGUUUGUCAUGGACCAAGUUGUUAUGGAAUAACUAGGGAUAGCAUGAAGAAUCUAUUCGUCGCCCUCCCUCGGGAGGCUCCGACUACUUUUAGGGUUUUCCUUGCUUGACUUUCAUUGAUAUAGUGGGGUCUUUUUUAUAGAGACCGACUCAACUUGACCCUUAAGUAAUCUAAUCUCUAGACUCUUCCUAAACCCUAACCUAGGGCGGUGCUACAGUACCCGCGGUACUGUUCACUCGCUACAGUACCAUGGCCUAGGCCUGUGGCCGGCCCACUUGCCAUAGCACUUCACCACCCCUCGAAGACAGCUCGUCCUCGAGCUGGGGCACGAGAUAUGGCGCAGACGGCUGAGCGCUGCUGGCAAGGUGGUCGGCAGUGAAGGUGCCGAUGCAGUCGGUAGUGUAGUCCUUGAACUGAAAGAUGGAUGUCCAGCAGAUGGAGCGUCGAUUUGCAGAAAGCAGUGCUGCUGUGGCCAGCCAUGAAGACGUUGUAGUGGCCGUCAAGGCUGCUGGUGCAUCCGUCUCAGACCUUCCCAGGUGCUUGUGCUGCAGCAGCUGCCGUCGAUAGAACUGAUGAUGCUGGUGAUGCAGUGGCUGCUCCAAUCCCAGCCACAGGAGCAGGGGAACGAGCGGAUGAGGCGGCGGAGAGCCACGGCAACAGGCCAUGAUGGGUGAUGAAGAGCCGCCGACGGGCGGCAGCAGGUGGAUGGACGGUCGCGGACGGCCGGAAACCCGCGAGCGGCCGCGGGGUGGAGGCUCGGGCGGACGGCGUGCGGGCGGCCGCGAUCGGAGGCGCGUGGGCGGGGCGUACGAAUGCCGUACAACGGGCGCGGACGGGCCCGGACAACCCUGGGCGGGGAUGCGACGGGUGGGGAUGGAUCCGCCGUGACGGAUGCCGGACGCCGCGAUGGACGGCCCGAGGAGGAGCGCAGACGGCACCACGACGGCCAGGGCAACCGGAUCCGUGAUGGCCGGAGACAUCGCCGAUGAGGAUCUGCGCCAACAAUGAAGGCCUCGACAGGCGGCGAUGGAUCCAUGAUGGUCAUGGGCUCCUGCUCCCCUCCCACGAGCGGAUCGAUGACGGCGGGCGGCGCAGCUGGUGCCGCCGGUGGUUGCGGCGUAAGAGACGCCGGUGGAGCUAGUGGCGCCAUCGGUGGGGCAGCAAGGAUCACCGUUGGCUGUGACGGAGGGGAAGGCGUCGGCGGAGUCGCUAGUGUCGCCUGCGGAACCAACACUUUUGCAGAAGUGGAUAUGAGACAUCUUGAUUCAGUUGGUGUGUACACAGGAUGUCUGUUGAGUUUACAAGAGGGUGACAUAGUGUAGUAUUUGUAGGGAAACGGGUAGGCUACGCUAGCAUCACUACCGCAUAUACCCAAGAUACUUGCGAGUAGAAGAUCAUAGAUCGUUACCACUAGACGCGCAGCGCA